CAAACUUAAACUGACCAUAUCAUACAAAAAUACUCUCAAAUUAAGGUAAAAAAAUGGAGCAGCCCAUCAAUCUUUUCUUGUUACAUGUCUUUUCUUCUUCUUCUUCAAUCAACCAAGAUUAUCAACUGCCAUUGAUAGCCAAAGUAUAAAGAUUAAUGUUAUGCCUUUGGGAGCCAAACCAGAUGGAAAAACCGAUUCGACAGCGGCGCUUGUGAGAGCAUGGGAUGCAGCUUGCGACUCUCCUAAACCGGCCACCAUUUUUGUACCAAAGGGAGGUUUUGGUGAAGCAAAAGCUCAAUUUUCGGGUCCAUGCAAGACUGGAGCAAUAAUAAUUAGGAUUGACGACUCAAUUAUUGCUCCUUCAGAUUACAGUGUUCUUGGUGAUGCUGAAUUUUGGCUUCAAUUUAAAAAGGUGGAUGGAGUUUCAAUUCUUGGUGGAGUUCUUGAUGGCCAAGGGGCCGGUCUCUGGGCUUGUAAAUCCUCCGGCAAGAACUGCCCAACCGGUGUCACGACUCUAGGAUUUUCGAAGUCAAACAACAUUGCCAUUUCUGGCCUAAUUUCCCUCAACAGCCAACUGUAUCACAUUGUGUUCAACGGUUGCAACAAUGUUAAGUUACAAUCAGUAAAGACUGGCUGCCGGAGACAGUCCCAACACCGACGGAAUUCACGUCCAAAUCUCGUCCGACGUCAAAAUCUUGAAAUCGAAACUCAGUACCGGCGACGAUUGUGUUUCCAUUGGCCCCGGAACAACCAAUUUGUUGAUUCAGGACGUCAUUUGUGGUCCUGGCCAUGGCAUAAGCAUUGAGAGUCUUGGAAAAGAUUUUGAAGAAGAAGGCGUGCAAAAUGUGACAGUAAAAAGUGUGACAUUUGUAAAUACUUAGAACGGCGUGAGGAUUAAAUCAUGGGGAAGACCAUGUAACUACAAGAAACUGGAGGUUUAGUCACAAUUGAUAUCUUAUCACUAAAAUAUUGUCAUUAUAGCUAUGGUUUAAUGACAAUUUUUUUCCUUAAUGACAAGUUAAUAUUCUUGUCACUACACGCCCCUAUAAUGACGAUCUAUAUCUUGUCACUAGUUUUAGUGACGACAUGUUAAUGACAACAUUUGCCUUGUUGGUAGAGUAAUCAAUAUUGACGAUUUUUCUUUGUCGUUCUGCUGUGACAAGUAUAUGCUGUCACUGAAGAAUGGAAACGGUGAUGUCCAAGAAUGUUGCAGUUAGUAAUUGUAAUAGAUAUGACACCCUAAUAUAGUGGCAUGCCCUGGCAUCUUAGAAGAACAAAAUUGUGGUAAAACCAAAUAGUUUCAUUCGAAUUUUCCUCUCAGAAAACCAAAUUGUUUAAAAAUAUUAGACCAAACCGUUUAUAAAAUUGAAACUGAACUUAUUAGUCUGGUUUAGGAUUUUUCCUACCAAAUAGACUGCUUAAAAACGUUGGACUAAACUGUCAGAUCAUUUGUAACCAAUUUAGGGCUUGUUUGAUAAAAUCACUUAAUGUUAAAAUUAG
Messenger RNA from Oldenlandia corymbosa var. corymbosa, 1500 nucleotides. The record is from the annotation of a GenBank genome assembly. NCBI's taxonomy places the organism in Eukaryota, Viridiplantae, Streptophyta, Magnoliopsida, Gentianales, Rubiaceae.